Messenger RNA from Penicillium paradoxum, 891 nucleotides. RefSeq lists its product as uncharacterized. Gene Ontology annotation, molecular function: oxidoreductase activity. Lineage: Eukaryota; Fungi; Ascomycota; Eurotiomycetes; Eurotiales; Aspergillaceae. The coding region runs from base 1 to 891 and encodes 296 amino acids. The transcript has a single exon. The record is from RefSeq and is a predicted model, not a curated record.
AUGACCACAGCAACAUUCAAAUACAUCGAUCCAGCCUCGUACGAUGCCACCGCCACGGAGCCAUUCAAGAAACCGUGGGGCAAAGUCGACGGCCCAGGCUACUCCUACAAACUCACAGAUCGGGAGCGCAAAGUCUCAGAUCUCCGCGGCCAGGAGGCAGACUUCAACACCGACAAUGCUGGCUUUGCUUUGUACAAUUCACCAGCCAAGGAGACCACAUUCACCGACGACGCAGAAGUGCAAGCGGGGUACUACGCUGAAGUCGAAGCCCUUCUACGGGCGAAGCUGCCAGGCGUGAAAAAAGUCGUCAUCUUCGACCACACCAUCCGCCGCCGCAUUUCGGGCUCAGCGCGCAGCCCUGUACAGCUAGUCCACGUGGACCAGACGCCCCGGGCUGCUGAGGCAAGGCUGCGCCGCCACCUGCCGGAAGAUGAAGUGGAGGAACUGUUGAAGGGACGGUACCAGAUUAUCAAUGUCUGGCGGCCGAUUGAGAACCCAGCUUCUGAUUUCCCGCUGGCGCUGAUUGAUUGGAGGAGCAUUGCCCCUGAGGACUUCGUUAAGGUUGAUUUGCUCUAUCCCAAGGCGUGGCAGGAACACGAGGAAGUCGCGCCUGAUUCUGCGUCGACGUUUUCGACAGAAGGGUAUGAAGUCAAGGGGGAGACUUACGCUAUUGCUCCUAAUGAGGGGCAUCGGUUUUUCUAUGCUAAGGAUAUGACGCCCGAAGAAGUCAUGUUCAUCAAGUGUUUCGACUCGAGGAGUCACACUAUGACCGAGGGGAAGACGGAUAUUGCUCAUGGAUCUGGUCAUACUGCUUUCGAAGAUCCGCAGACUCCUGCCGGUUCGCCUGGGCGGCAGAGCAUUGAGGUUAGAUGCUUGGUCUUCUAUGAAUAG